Messenger RNA from Falco peregrinus (peregrine falcon), 3909 nucleotides. It is a transcript of the gene OLFM4, whose product is annotated as olfactomedin 4. The coding region runs from base 1 to 1473 and encodes 490 amino acids. Gene Ontology annotation, biological process: signal transduction. The record is from RefSeq and is a predicted model, not a curated record. The transcript has 6 exons. Lineage: Eukaryota; Metazoa; Chordata; Aves; Falconiformes; Falconidae.
AUGAAGCACACACAGGUGGCUGUGCUGCUGCUUGUGCAAAGCAUGAAUGCUCUGGCUAGAGCAACGGCAACAACAGAAGCGACCCCUCGUCUCGAUAUGACGCUUCCACAUCUGACUCAGUCUAGCAAGAUGACUGGCAACCCGCACGCUCCCCCAAAGCUCUUUGCCAAUGUGCCUGGCACUAUGGAUGACGAGGGAACUUGUCAGUGCUCUGUGUACUUGCCGGAUACCACCUUUCCAGUGCAGAAGGCUGAGCAAUUGGAAAUUAUAGCCGCAACGCUCUCGGAGAAAUUUGAGAUAGAGCUUUCUCAAGUUAAAGAGUACUCAAAAAUGAUUGAACUAUAUCAGCAGCAAAUCCUUAAUAUAACCAUCAGAGUGGAGCAUAUGGAGAAGAGCAGUGUAUCUUACACAGAACUGGACUUCCAGUUACUGAAAAUGGAAAUCAGUGACCUAGAGAGACUGGUCACUCAGCUGAAAUCCAGCCUUGUUGGAAGCAAUGUCAUUGUUGAGCAAAUAUAUUUGGAGAUCACAAAUCUGACUAUACUGGUAAAUGAACUAGAAUCACUGGACAAAAACAAUGUCCUUGCAAUUCGUCGACAAAUUGUGUCUCUGCAGAAUCGAUUGAAAGAGUGUGAAGAGGCCACAAACAAAACUAUAAUACCCCCUUAUUUCCCACCAGGUAGCUGCAAUCAUCGUGGACUGCUGAAUGUUAGCCAGCCCUAUAUUGUAAAGCUGAACUGGAGAGGAUUUUCCUACAAAUAUGGUUCCUGGGGUAGAGAUUACUCUCCCUCUAACCCAGAGAGGGAAGUCUAUUGGGUUGCACCAUUGAACACGAAUGGGAUAUACUUGGAAUACUACAGAAUUUAUAGUUCCUUUGAUGAUUUGCUGCUGUUUAAACCCAUAUAUGAAAGUAGAAUAACAUAUGGGGAAGGAAGUGGUGCUGCCCUUUAUAAUAAUUAUUUGUACUAUCAUGCUUAUAAUUCAAGACAUAUGGUGAAGCAUAAUUUAAAAACAAACACCAUGGUUUUGAGGAAGGAGCUUCCAGAUGCUGUUACUGGUAACCGUUUCUCUUAUGCAGGUGUUUCAUGGCAAGACAUGGAUUUUGCUGUGGAUGAAAGUGGGUUAUGGGUAAUAUAUUCAACAGAACAUAGCAUGGGCAACAUUGUGAUUAGCAAACUCAAUGAGACCACACUUGAUGUGGUAAAUACUUGGCAGACAAGACAGUACAAACCAUCUGUUUCCAAUGCUUUCAUGGUAUGUGGUGUUCUGUAUGCCACAAGGCCAAUGAACACUAGGAAAGAGGAAAUCUUCUACACAUAUGACACAGCUACUGGCCAAGAAGGUCGUAUUAGUGUCAUUAUGGAUAAAAAAUUAGACACAGUGCAGAGUAUUGAUUAUAACCCCACAGAUCAGAGGCUGUAUGUUUACAACGAUGGUUACCUUCUAAGGUACGAUACGACCUUUCAGUCUUAGUGGUUCAGUGACGUAAGCAUGCGAUAAAACUGGCAGCAACUAAACCAAGAGAUCCAAUACAGCUUUAGCCAGUGCUAUUGCCAGUUUAGAGUUCAUCUGGUCUGAUGUACUGUGUCUGUGGAUGUUGUAUAUAUAUAUAUAUAUAUAUAUACUUAUGCUCUAAAGGAAUUGCCCACUCUGGUCGGUAGUAUUGCUGGCAGCAGUGUUUGGCAUUACUGGGUUAUUUAGGUCUUGAUUGGUGUUUAUUGGUGGUUGGUGCUGUAUGAUUGUCCUUCCUCUAAGGGUAGAUUUACUGCAUAGAUUUAGUGCAUUUUGUUAACAGGAAUCGAUGGACACAGGCUAUCUACUGACCAAGAAGUUAAUUACCCACUGAUGUGUAUUUGUCAGUGUAACACUGGCAAGGCACCCAGAAAAUGAGAAUGAGUUUUCACUGAUCUUCAGCAGAGUGGAUUGAGGCCUCAGAGGAAUUAGUCAAAGGAUUAAAAUAGUAUAGGGAGUAGACUUGGUUGGAAGACAGCAACCUCUUUGUUCAGUGGAAGCAGUAGUAUCUGGCUCAAGGCUUCAGGAGAGAGGGUGGAAGUGCACUUUGCUGUUUGAAGUCCUACCACAGGGAUGGAAGAGAAGGCGUCAGGGCAGGGACAGAGCUCACUGCCCUUACCAUCACUGAUGCAGUGGGACAGCUGCACCUGGGCCCCCACCUGCAGCUGCUUCCUAGCAGCUCAACCCUCUCCCAAGCUGCUACAGCACCAGGCUGGAUUCUUGGAAUGACUGUGAGGGAGAAACUGGCAGCAGGGCUUUCACCAGCUUUCCCUCUGUCCCACUCUGCUGCCUUUAGCAGUUCUGUGUGCCUAAACCUGGCCUUACGAAUGGUUUUACUGCAAUCUAGCCAUGCUUUGCGGUCACCAUAGCCCCAUUUUCCUGGCAGUACAGUGGAACAAACUCUGUUUUCCUUUCCUUUAUUCUCUUGUAAGCUGAUGUAAAUCCUCCUGUUGACUUUAUUGGCCACAAGUGGCCUUUAGGUGUAUAUCAUGCAUUGCCAUAGAAUGACAGUCGUGUUAUUUAAUGUGCCUCUAUGCAACAUUUUUGCAGUUCUGUAAUUAGAUUCCUGAGAGCCUUGUUAGUGUAGGGUCCAAUUUGUUCCCUGGGUAAUUCUGUCUUACAGCAAGGUAAGAGGUCUUGUGGAAAACAGAAGUCUGGUCAAGCUAGCUGGAUAUAUGUAUUGGGUUUUUUAAUAGGUAUUGUGUAACAGUUUCUGAGUGUGUGCACUGUAACGUCUUACAUUCAUCAUGUCAGAAAGCAGGCUGAAAAUCUGAAAUUCAGAGCUCUACAAUGAUGAAGAAAGUGGUUCAUGUGGUUCCUUUCUUCUGUUACCUAUGCAAUCAUGUCUGUGUCCUCUGAUAAUCAGAAUCAAUACAUAUGCAAACAAUUGCUUUUUUUUAAAUAAAAAAAUAUAUUUUCAAAGAAUCUCAGCUGUGCUAUAGAGCAAUGUAAAGCUGCUUGUGACAAAUAGGUAACUUCUGGGAUGCAAUGGGAUGCCAGGGCACCAAAUGUUUGAAAGAGGACCAUUGCACUCACUUGGGCUCCAUGUGCUUCAGUAGCUCUGUGAACAACAUAGAAGUGUGAAUCAGUAUGUCAACAAGUACGUAAAAGGAGCUUUAUUUCCCCACACAGAAAUAUGUUAGCUGGUUAGGGUAACAUUUCUGCAUCAAAGCUGAGAUGUUACUUGAGAUAUUGAAGGCUGAUGAAAUGAUGACACAUUUUGAAGCCAGGUGCUGCCACUUAUCAGGUAUCAGCAUCUGUUUCUUGGAAACCUGUGAAAUGAAUUUGAAAGCCAUGGAGGCAUUGAUGCAGUAAUCUGAUCAGUCAGCACAGGCGGUGCUGCUGUGUGAAUAAUCCAUAACAGCCCAAGUAAGGAUUUGGCUGAGAAAGGAAGAAGAAAAUACUGCAAAAAUAUUUUUCCCUCUAUAUCUGCAUGUGUGUCACAGAAGGUGCGCAGCUUUCCACUUAUUAUCAAGAAAUGCUGUCAGCACGGGCCUUGAGGCUCUUCAGCUCGCCACCAUUUAGGGAGGGAGUGGGUGUUAGCAUGGAAGUGACUGACUCUAGUGAGUGGACUGGGAUUCUCAAGUCCUCCCUGGGGACAGGUCCUCAUGGUCUAGCUUUCUCCCCUUUGGACACAGCAGUCAGCCUCAGGUCUAGAGGCUUCCAUGGUGGUGGUGGCAGUGGGAAUGGCAUGGCUGCCCACUGUGCCAGCAGCAGGGCAGCUGGGGAGCAUCAGGGCAGCUCCAGCCCCAGGCAUCGGGCACCUCCCUGGGGACAGGGGCAGGCUGAGGUUGGGCUGGGACAUGGGCCCACGGGUGAGCCUGGCUUGGCGGUCCCCACGGCCUGGCAGGGCAGGGCUGCAGGGACCUGGAGACCAGCCCUGCUGCUGCAGCAGUG